AAGCUUGAACUAGAACUUCUCAAGCUAGCAACAGUUGACAGCUAAUUCUAAGGCAGAUUAUAAAGAAUGGAAAGAGAUUCCAUGGAGAGACAGUAUGAGACAGCCCGGAAGGCCCUAAGAGGAAAGACACCUCCUCAUCACACACUCCUAUUUCAAAGGGGUUCAGUACCAACACCCAACAUCAAUAGUCCACGUUAUUUUACAGCUUUAGAAGUACAGAAAGAUUUUGAACUUUGUGAAGACUAUUUUAAAACUGCCUUUCGACCAUAUCCUGAAAAGAGCGGCAUGGAUUUCCCUGUCAUCAGGAAAUAUUCUGCAUUACUUCAGUCCUGUCUGUGGUCAAAAGAAUUGCCUUUUCAGCCUCCAGAGGGCAGGAGUCGUUCACGCCCAGGAUCAAGAACAAGUUGUAGAGUGACGGAUCAGGACCUAAAAGCACUAUCUAAGCAGUCAUUUCCACGUGAAAAUUGGACUCUCCAACACAGAAGACACGCAUGCUCAGUCAUCAGUCGCCCAGGUUCCAACACCAAACCCCCCCUCCCUCCAAUCCCUCAGGGUGGCAAGCGGACCAGUGCUUGAGGCUUGAUCUUAACAUGGAAAACUUGCAUUGAUCAUGUCCAAUCCCUUUAUCUUACCUGGCCAUGGAUCCUGGCUGUUCUCACUCAGCCAACUACCUAUAAAAGAAUGUUUUCUAUGCCUUAAUUCUCUCAAUUGGUUUCUUUUGUGAUUCUCUGAAUAGUGUCAACCUUUUUUUUUUUUUUUUGCAGGGAAAGAUUGGCCCUGAGCUAACAUUUGUUGCCAAUCUUCCCCUUUAUUUUCCUCUCCAAAGCCCCAGUGC
This is a messenger RNA of Equus quagga, 835 nucleotides long. Its product is annotated as leucine-rich repeat and guanylate kinase domain-containing protein-like. Lineage: Eukaryota; Metazoa; Chordata; Mammalia; Perissodactyla; Equidae. Bases 67 to 576 code for a protein of 169 amino acids. The transcript has 5 exons. The record is from RefSeq and is a predicted model, not a curated record.